CUUUAACCAUGCUGUGUGUGUGGUGGGGAGGGGGGGUGCACAUGUGUGUGUGUGUGUGUGUCUGAGCACAAUUCAUGCCUGUGUAUCUGAGUGUGUGUCUGAGGCUUCCUCAUGGGUUACUGUGACCUACAGCUGCAUAUUCAGCUCACAUCAAGGCAAACUGGCAACGAGAACCAACACAGGAGCAAAUAGAGAGAGAGAGAGAGAGGGAGAGUGAGAAAAAGAGAGAGGGAGGGAGGAAGGAAAGGAGUGUGAGCGAGAGAAAGAAAAAGAGAGAGAGAGGAACACGAGGAGUGAGUGCUCUCGUUAAAAGAAGCACUUUGAGAGAAGGCAUUGAGGCGUCGAAGGGGAAAGAGGAACUGACCAGUGCGCGUGUGGACACUGCUGCAGCUGGAACUCGAUUUUUCAAUGUUGGAUUAAACCUGUGCUGUAGUGCUCAUGCGUGAUCAGUUGAUGUGGUUGUAAAGCCUGAUGGCCAAACUUUAUGACCAGUAUUUACACAGGUCAACUGGCCAGGUUGAUUAAUAACUCGGUCUGAAGGUCAACGCCUCCUCGGGUGCAAAGAUCAUCACACCAGGGCCUCUUUUAGCCGAUAGGCAAAACCAAUAUCAGCGCCAGGCGGCAGAGCUGUGUUCACUGUCCCUGCUGAACAGAGAAGAAUGGAGUGCUGUUGUCUGACGGUAUGUGUUGGUACAGUCGCUCUUGUGUUUGCUCUGUUGUGGUGGUUCGUCCCGGCUGUGAAGAAGACGGCUUUUUGGGUGCUGAUGUGGAAUGACUUCAUCAUCGAGCGACUCCGCGAUAAGUUCACCCAGACCACGCGACCUCAGCGGAUGCUGAAAGCGGUCCAGAAGAACGCCACUAAAGGAAAUCCUGACAGUGUCAUCUCUGCCAUCGACUACUACUGCAAGCACUCUGAAUGGGCCAUGAACGUGGGAGACGAGAAAGGCUCCAUUUUGGAUUCAGUGGUCAGUGAGGUGAACCCCAGCAUGGUGCUGGAGCUGGGCACAUACUGCGGCUAUUCAGCGGUCAGAAUCGCCCGUCUACUCUCCCCUGGCUCCAAACUCAUCACUGUAGAGUUCAACCCAGCCAACGCUGCCAUCGCCAAGCAGAUCAUAGCCUACGCUGGAAUCCAAGACAAGGUCACCCUGGUGGAGGGUUCCUCUGGUGAUUUGAUCCCCAAAAUGAAGGAGCGCUUUGGCAUCACGACGUUUGAUUUCAUCUUUUUGGACCACUGGAAGGACCGUUAUGUUCCUGACACUGAGCUGCUUGAGGAGUGCGGCCUGCUCAGGAAAGGCACAGUCCUGUUGGCUGAUAACGUCAUCUGUCCAGGAGCACCAGAAUACCUCAAGUACGUUAGGAACAACCCUCGCUACGAGAGCCGAUACUACCCAGCCCACCUGGAGUACACCAAGGUGGAGGACGGCCUGGAAAAAUCAGUCUUCUUGGGUUAAAGAGAAAAUGAUGGAGAAGUUUCUAACAACCUACAGUAGCUCUACAUAGACACCAAUCUAACAACCAAAAGAGUCAGAGAAAGGGUACGGAGACUGUUAAGUUCACUAAGCUUUGAAAAAGUGUUAGAACUGGCACGCACAAAAAAAAG
Messenger RNA from Colossoma macropomum (tambaqui), 1600 nucleotides. It is a transcript of the gene comta, whose product is annotated as catechol-O-methyltransferase a. Bases 660 to 1451 code for a protein of 263 amino acids. Gene Ontology annotation, molecular function: catechol O-methyltransferase activity; magnesium ion binding. Lineage: Eukaryota; Metazoa; Chordata; Actinopteri; Characiformes; Serrasalmidae. The record is from RefSeq and is a predicted model, not a curated record. Gene Ontology annotation, biological process: dopamine metabolic process; developmental process; catecholamine catabolic process. The transcript has 7 exons.